Orbicella faveolata is the source of this 3214-nucleotide messenger RNA. RefSeq names its product follicle-stimulating hormone receptor-like. Gene Ontology annotation, cellular component: plasma membrane. Gene Ontology annotation, molecular function: G protein-coupled peptide receptor activity; protein binding. NCBI's taxonomy places the organism in Eukaryota, Metazoa, Cnidaria, Anthozoa, Scleractinia, Merulinidae. The record is from RefSeq and is a predicted model, not a curated record. Gene Ontology annotation, biological process: hormone-mediated signaling pathway; activation of adenylate cyclase activity; adenylate cyclase-activating G protein-coupled receptor signaling pathway.
UGUUGUUAUGUCUCCUGCUUUGAGACUUUGCUCUGACGAAGGGCUAACGCUUGAAACGUCAAACUCACAAACUUGCUACGACCGCUGUUCAAGGGUAACGCGGGCUGUGGGUACGAGAUUUCUUCAGUUAGAUAAAUAACUAAGAAUACCUUUCUACUUUCAGAUGUUCAAACGAAGGAUCUAUCACCGUUUUCAUUCAGCCCUUGCUUUUAUGGUCUUUGCUCUACUUCAGCAAUGUCAUUUGACAAACCCAUCGGAGGCUUGUGUUCCAUCAGCUUCCUGUUCUUGCUCCACUGACUUCAACAACAGGAUAAAAGUAACAUGCCAGGUCGAAAGCUUGACCGAUUUAACUUUGUCAAUCAGCAAGCCAGAAGAAGUGCAUCAGCUAAUUAUUACCGGUAUUAUCAGCCCUAGCUUGCCAGAAAACGCAUUUAUCAACUUCAGUAACCUGGCUAUAUUAUCUCUGAGGGGAAACAAUCUUCGGUACAUCUCAAAUCAGUCUUUUAACAGUCUGCUUCAACUUUCCGAACUGUAAGUGAAGACUGUUUUUGAUCGAGAUUCAUUUUGUAGUAUGACGUAUUAGAAUAGACACUGUACAGUUAGUCUAGACCUAUAUGAAAAGGGAUCGAUAGAUUUUUAUUAAAAAUUAAGACAGGAAAAUAGGACACAUGCAGUUCAUGGUAUGUUCAUAACAAUGAAUCAAGGCUGAUAACUACAUAGAAAGCUUAAAACGGGACAAUGACGUGAUAGAGUCCAAACUGAAAGCCAAGAAUUGCAACCGUGGACAGCUGUUUCGACCUGGUUGGGCUCGUCAGCAUGGUGUAGGAACAAAAAGUAAAGCAACCGGCUGGUUGACCGAUCGUCUACUAAAUGCACAUGGUAAUGGUCUCAGAUGAAACUCAAAUCCAAACGUUUGCGGAUUGGCCAAUGGCACAUGCAAAACGCCUGACCCCCGACAAUAGACAGAAUCCAGAAUAUCACCCUUGCUUCAUUGUUAUGUUUCUAUUUUUGGCUGAUCAGAUCUUUCACAGAUCCUACGUACACCAGCACCAUUUUCGUUCGCGGUCCCUUGAAUCAUUGUAUUACGUGGUUUGUACGUGGUUUGUACGUAUUACUAAAUAGUACGCAACCAUGCUUGUAGAUAUUGAGAUAAGUAUUUUCUUCAACUAAACAUAUUUCAUAGCUACCACGUCUAUCUUUAAAGGGAAUAAAUAGUAUCUUUAUGUGCAAUGCUGCAAGUGAGACCAAGAACACCAGAUCAACUACUUCCCCACAACGGCACAAAAUAAAGAUAAUGUUUUUCACUAUUUGCAGGGACAUUGGGGAUAAUAAGCUCCAAGAGUGGAAGGGCGACAUCAUUCAUCAAAUGCCAUCCUUAACCACUCUGGAUAUCACAGGAAAUACCAACUGGACGAUGACUGAAAACAUCCUGAGCCAUAAAUCUCUUCGGGUAAUUAAAGGUGCAUCAAUAAGUGCGAACUGCCCAGUUUGCCGUCUUGAUCGAACCUAUGAUGUAAGUGAAAUUUCUGAGGGAAACGAAGGAGCUAUCAUACAAAAGGGCUGCAUCAAACACAAGUACAUUUUCAGCAAAAAGAAUCAAAAGUUAACAAAGCACCAUUUCUUCCCAAAGUGCAUUGUUCAAGAGACUCGUUGCCUCAAAGCCAUUGGUCGCGUGGAGACGUAAAACAUUUGUUUAGAAGUAGGAAGAAGUAUCUUAAUUUCUGCCUUCCCCAUUGGAAUAUUUGCUUUUUUUCUUAACCUGAUUGUUCUUGCCGUCAUAAUAAUUAACAAGAAUUUAAGAUCAAACACCUCCUUACUAUUAGUCUCCAGCAUGUGUGCAAGUGGUGUUAUAAGUAGCGUUUACGCAGUCGCUAUAGCAACCGUAUACCAGAUUGUACCAGUGAAUGAAAUUGAGAGUAAGCGUGUCUCCAUAUGCCCAUCACUAGGAUUUAUAGCCACGCUUUCAGUGUCGUCCAUGGUAUUGAUAUCCCUUGCGGUAACAAUUGAACGGUAUUUGGCUGUUGUCUUUUGCAUGAAACUUCACAUCCGGCUGCGUGUCAAGCACGCGUAUUACUGCUUAUUGUUUACUUGGCUAAUUGCAUUGUCAAUGGCGGGGUGGUCAGUUGUUGAAACCAAUAUCUAUAGCACCAAAGGUUAUGAAACUUACAUCUGUCUUUCGAUUCAGAGUGUCUUGGAAAAGAAAUAUCUUGCGUACACCAUAACAUCAAUUAUUAUAAGUGCAAUAGGUUAUUUACCAACCAUUCCGCUUUACAUCCAUAUCUUUGUGGUGGUACGCAAGUCUGGCAGCCAAUUUGGCAUCAAGAGGGAAGCAAAACUGGCUCGAAGGAUUUUUCUGUUAGUUGGGAGUAACCUAUUGUUUAUGGCAGUACCGAUGUGUUUAUCGCAUGUUGCUAUAGCAACAGGGGAAAUGGGAGGCUUCUCUGAAAAAUCGAGGUUUAUUGUGGUAACCUCUACAAAAGUCAUCUGCAUGUCGACUAAUGCCUUGUUAAAUCCCAUAUUGUACGGCUGCAGAAAUGAUAAUUUUGGAAAGGCAUUGAAGAAGAGCUGGAAAUGGUUUAGCAAACGAAGAGGAAGGAAUAGACUGAUGGAUCGUGAAGAUACACGUCACAAGAGUGAUAAGUGCCAAAAGUCGCAAAAUUGCUCAACACAAUUGUGAAAUAGCGUUAAGCCAAAGUAACGAUCUCCCAAAAGUAUCGACCUCAUGUUGAAAAAAGCUGAUACAAGAAGCUUUAAACGUACCAAUCUGAUCUUAUGUUUGAAAGUGAAUAACCUUUAUUCGAAACUAAUUUGUUACUCUGUUCUGUCACAAGUUUUAGACUUGUUAUCUUUUGACGUUUAUUUAAAAAUAUUACAUUAUUUCGUGUAGAUGAAUCGACGCAGAUACGGCACACGUAUAAUUUACCCGAAAGUUGCACCGCGCCCUGAAAUUUCCGACUCUCCCAAAGUAUCAAUGGUUAAAGACUGUUAAAUCCGAAAGUAACGAGGGUUGCUACUUUCAGAGCUUUACUUUAAUGAAAGUGGCAGUGAUUAACGCGCUGCAUUAUUCGUAUAACGUUAUUUCUGACUUUUCUUAAUACACCUCACUAUUCUUCUUGGCCAUCUAUUGUUAUUGUAAAGAGAUGUUAUAUACUUGUUAUAUGGAUGAAAAUAGAUGUUGCUUAGUCUUUUAAAAAAAAUAAGCUAAAACACGCAA